AUGUUGGCUAUGUCAUCCGAGGAGAAGUCCAGGUCUUGCAAAAUCUUGAUUUUGGGCUUAAUUGUCUUCUCGAGAUCCGAGGAGAGCAAUACGGGCACGGACGUCACGAUUUUUUCCAUUAGGGUUUUGGAAAAGCCCAAUUCCUUAAAGAAUGAGAGGACAGAAUCGGACAUUUUGGGGUCUCUCAAGCGAGUCAGGGAAGAGGCUACUCGCGAAGCCGCUUCGGGAGAGAAAUGGUACUCGGGGGUAAGGAACGGCUCGGGAUCUAGGUCUGUUUUUAAGGUUUUGAAUGGGGGACCACCUGGAUUUAUCUCUCUGAGUAAUGAGGAGCCGGAGGCUGUCGUGACCGGAGUUUCAGAGGCAAAGGGGCAGAUGAUCGAUUUAGGGCAAAUGAGUAGAGAUGGAGAUGUGAUGCAGGUCGAGACCGAAGUUGGCUUGGGGUUAUCGAAGAACGGGCUUGAAGACGUGAAGCCCAUCUGUAACUAG
Striga asiatica is the source of this 486-nucleotide messenger RNA. NCBI's taxonomy places the organism in Eukaryota, Viridiplantae, Streptophyta, Magnoliopsida, Lamiales, Orobanchaceae. The record is from the annotation of a GenBank genome assembly.